Lingula anatina is the source of this 2183-nucleotide messenger RNA. RefSeq names its product leukocyte receptor cluster member 9. Lineage: Eukaryota; Metazoa; Brachiopoda; Lingulata; Lingulida; Lingulidae. The record is from RefSeq and is a predicted model, not a curated record.
GUUGUGCAACAUCAAAACAAACGCAUGUGACGCGUGACAUUGCACCACAGGUGAUCAAUGACAAAACAAGUGCUGUAUAUAAAACGGUUGCCGGGUGUCUUUGAAUGACCAAAGGGAUUAAACGACAACAGCAGAAGACAGUGCUGUAAGCAGUGAAGAAAAAAUAGGAGCGUAAUUAGAAGAGGAGAGCCUGGCUUCAAGUCUUCAGUCAAUGACGGGGAGUGAGAGUGAAGAAUCUACCAUGAAUAUGGAUAUAGCAGGGGAAAUAGAAAAGUUAAAAACCCUGUUUGGCAAAGGAGUGAAGAUUAUCAAGGAUGUUGGAGAUUUCCUAUAUGUGAUAGACAUCAAACCAAAUGCAGAAUGGGAUCUAACCUUCAAGUUUCAGAUUCCAAAAGAAACAGGAUCAAAUAUAUCAGAAGUUAUUGCCAGAUCACAGGCCCUGGACAUGGAGCAGUUAUCUGAAUUGUCCAAGCACCUGCAAGAAAAGCUGACCGGCAGUUGUGUCCAGGGAGAGUUCUUUGAAGAGAUUCUCACAGCAGGGCAGGAGUGGAUAAAGAGCCACGGUCUUGAAGAACAGGUGGCCUGUACGACUUGUAAAGGAUCAAAAGGGAACCCGACAUGUAAAAAAUCCAAAGAAAAGAGAAAGAAGAAACCAAAAGAGAAAGAGGAAAAAGAUGAAAAGAAACCAUCAAUGAAAACGGCUAUGGACGUCAUCAAGAGGAUAUUAUGGGAUGGCAGCCUGGACUCGGAUGACUUUGUAAUUGGUUACUUGGAUCGUUUCCGUGGAGUCAUUGAGAAAGAUUUCUCAGAAUUUUCAUGGGAGGACAUAGCCUCAGUAGAUUACGACACAUUAGCGAUUCCAAAACAUAGGAUUGUAUAUUUCAAGUACAAGGACCUGAUAGUGUGGCAUAAGACCAGGAGAUUUGACCAUGUGUUCGGGUCUGCGGGAAAACCCAGUAAGACAAUCAUGGAGGUGAUUGACCAGUAUGAAGAGAACUUGAAGAAUAACAGGGCAGAGGAAGAGGAGGAAGAGGAAGCCGAAGGUUCUAGUCUAGACUCUGAUGAUGACAGCGAUGAUGGCAUAGAAGUGACAAUUGAUGCUGAGGAAAACAAUCUUUGCCUUGAUGAUGAAGGUGAAGAAGUCUGUGACAACCAGUACUGGACUGAUAAGUUGAGACCCAAUCACUUCAUAGCUGUCCGAAUAACCAACCCACAUAUCGUAGAAACGGUUGCAAAUAUCCAAGACGCCAUCUUGGAAGUUGAACCCCGCUACGAGAGUUGCAUAGUGCCCCCCAAUGCUCUUCACCUAACACUAUGUGUCCUACGAUUGGACGGAAAGGAAGCAAUAGCUCAUGCAGUGGAAACUUUAAAAUCAAUUCAGUCCGAAUUGAAGGCCAUAGCUGCGAAGGGAAUCAAGCUUCAUCUUGAAGGGACUGGCGUUUUCUACGGCAGAGUGCUGUACGCCAAGGUCCAUCACGAGUCAGUUUUCACUGAAUUACUACAUCAUCUCCAAGUCUGUCUCAGUGCAGAAGGCCUCCCCAUAAAAGAUGCGCAUGAAUUUGUCCCCCAUGUGACUAUAAUGAAAACCACCCGCCCAGUGUCUCGACAACUGGGGACGAAGACCAUUAAUCCCUAUAUCCAGGAGCACUUUAAGGACACGAUUUUUGGCAACCAGUGCAUUGAGUCCAUUCAUUUGUGUGCUAUGGGAGAUGAGAGAAGAGAGGACGGGUUUUAUAUGUGUCCAUUCAGUUUAGACUUCUCUGUUCAGUAGGGGAGCUUUAAAUACAAAAAAAAACUUACAUUUUAUCUGUGAUACAUGAUUAUGUCGUUUACUUGGAAAAUUUAAAAGACUAAUUUUAUAUAGUGGAGAAAGAGUCAAAAAAUUUACCAACAGAUCAGGGUGUAAAGUGUGACCAAUAGUUAUUUUUACAAAUUGCUUCUUUAUCAAGUUUUUUCAAAUUCAGGGGUCGAAAUGUUUAGAAAAUCAUACUUUCCCUGCCGGGAAAGUGAUUUUAUAUAUUACUUUCCCUGCAAGAAAGUAGCUUUCCCUGACAACAAAAUCAUGAAAACAGAUUUCCCUGAUAUUAAAUUAGAUUAUUUUAAUAUGAUGAUGAAUUAUCAAGGAAAGAACAUAUCUUUGAGAAAUGAAUGUUUAUUGUUAUGAAAUAAACAUGGCAUCCAUA